AUGGGAAGAAUCUAUAAGCACUUCUGGCACCCACACGAGAGCGAUGAGCCUACUAGCUCUAACAAAGGGAAGAUCAGCUGGAAAGCUAGAAUGAAAGAAAAGUACGGUUUAGGGUUUGACUGCGAUGAAUGUAAGGAACCCAUUCCUGUGGGAAGUAGUAGUCACGCCUUGGAAUGCGACUUAUGCGACAAGGAGUGGCACCUUGAUUGCAUACCAACCUCGCCUGACGACAUAAACCACCCGUUCCACCCAUACCAUCCGCUCAAGCUUCUCAUCGACGGACCACCUGAUUACUCUAACGGGAAAUGCGUUACCUGCGAGCAGGAACUAAGGAGCUUUUUCCACCAUUGUUCGGUAUGCGAUUUCAGCAUGCAUGUGAGGUGCUCCAAAAACCCUCCUCCACUCAUUGUGGAUGCCCCGAGGUGCCACAAGCAUACACUCACCCUUAUGGCUAGAAACGACACAUUCACUUGUAACGCUUGCGGUACGCACGGCGAGCAAUGCCCUUACGUGUGCGCUCCUUGUGCUCUCAUGUUCCAUAGGGAGUGUAUCACGCUACCGCACGUCAUAAACAUCAACCGCCACGACCAUCGGAUCUCUCACACUUAUUCUCUUGGGUUCGGGCUUUGGAAGUGCUCCAUUUGUCACCAUAAGAUCGACUGGAGGUACGGCGCUUAUUCGUGUUCGAAGUGUCCUAGUUUCGCCGUUCACUCCAAGUGCGCAACUAGAAAUGAUGUGUGGGAUGGGGUAGAGCUCGAAGGUGUACCUGAAGAGUUUGUGGAUGUUUCUCCAUUCAAAGUGAUUGAAGACGGAGUCAUUAAUCAUUUCUCCCAUGAUGAGCAUAACUUAAGGCUUAUCGAGGAUGCUAUCGAACGUGAUGGGAGCAUACGGUGCGAAGCUUGCACAAGUUGUAUCUUUUCUGAGAAGCACUACAGCUGUAUGGAAUGCGAUUUUUGCCUCCAUGAAACAUGCGCUAAUCUUCCUCUUCAAAAACGACAUGGGCUUUGCACAAAGCCGCUUACACUAGUAAGGAUCAAAAAGGGUAUUGAUCAUGGUUUAUUCAAGUGUAUCGCUUGCACAACAAUAUCGAAUGGUUUCAGGUACGAGUAUGGUGAUGUAACCCUAGACGUACGGUGUGCGUCGAUGUCAUGGUAUUGCGAUUAUGAAUGUCACCCGCAUACACUCUUUCUCACUACGCUUGACAGGGACACUUGUGGGGCAUGUCUUGAAAGUUAUAAACAAGUGCUUCACUGCGUUGAAUGUGAGUUCACACUGGACUUCAAGUGUGCUACUCUACCAAAAAAGAUAAAGCACAGGUGCGAUGACCAUUUUAUGUCCUUGUGUUUUGGUGAGAAGGCGAGUGGUAAGUACUGGUGUGAGGUUUGUGAAACCGUUUUAGAUCCACAAAAAUGGUUUUACACAUGCGGUGAUUGCGGAGUCGUUUGUCAUAUUCAGUGUGUGCUUGGGGAGUUGUGGAAUGCGAAGCCAGAAGUCCUCAGCACAGAAGAGGGGAAGAAAUUAGAAGUGGUUCCUAACGAUACUAUGUCUCGACCAAAAUGUGGUUCAUGUGGCUCUCGUUGCCAACAACCGCUGCUUUUCAAGUUUUCUAACUCUUAUAUGGAGGAAUGCUUUUGUGACACUCAGUGUCUUGUAAAAUCUUCCGAUUCAUUACAUUCAUAG
This is a messenger RNA of Thlaspi arvense, 1680 nucleotides long. The record is from the annotation of a GenBank genome assembly. Lineage: Eukaryota; Viridiplantae; Streptophyta; Magnoliopsida; Brassicales; Brassicaceae.